Messenger RNA from Hipposideros armiger (great roundleaf bat), 1887 nucleotides. RefSeq names its product osteomodulin (gene OMD). NCBI's taxonomy places the organism in Eukaryota, Metazoa, Chordata, Mammalia, Chiroptera, Hipposideridae. The coding region runs from base 332 to 1600 and encodes 422 amino acids. Gene Ontology annotation, molecular function: protein binding. The transcript has 4 exons. The record is from RefSeq and is a predicted model, not a curated record.
UCUUGCCACACCUCAAACCAAAAUUCAGAGGAAAAGAAAGAAGUAAGCCACAUAAAUCUAACCAAGAACACAAGCAUCUUAAUUUGAAUCCACAAAGCUUUGGAUAAUGAAAAGAAAUACAUAAUUUUAAUUUAACCCGUGUUUUCCAGUCAGAUUAUAUUUGCUUAAAUUGCUACGGUAAUUCAAGAGACAGCCCUGUUUGAGCAUACAGUUACUGUGGAUUUUUAAGAGGCUCGGUUAAAGAAUUUAGGAAUUUCUGAUUCACUUACAGGAUUUGCAAAUUCAUCAACCCCUGAAAACUAAAGCAAACUCAACAGGACAAAAAAAGAAUAUGGGCUCUUUAGGUCCAGUAUGUAUCCUUCUCUUAUUUCUUGGAGUCAAAGUAUAUUGCCAAUAUGAAAGUUAUCAAUGGGAUGAAGAUUAUGACCAAGAGUCAGAUGAUGUCUACCAACCAGAAUUCCAGUAUCAUCAAAAUGUAGACUAUGGGGUACCUUUUCAUCAGCAUACUUUAGGCUGUGCCAGUGAAUGCUUCUGUCCACCUAACUUUCCAUCAUCAAUGUACUGUGAUAAUCGCAAACUCAAGACUAUCCCAAAUAUUCCGGCACACAUUCAGCAAGUCUAUCUUCAGUUCAAUGAAAUUGAGGCUGUGACUGCAGAUUCAUUCAUGAAUGCAACUCAUCUUAAAGAAAUCAAUCUCAGCCACAACAAAAUUAAAUCUCAAAAGAUUGAUCAUGGCGUGUUUGCCAAGUUGUCAAAUCUACUACAACUUCACCUACAGGAUAACAGUUUAGAAGAAUUUCCAUUUCCUCUUCCUAAGUCUUUGGAAAGACUUCUUCUUGGUUACAAUGAGAUCUCCAGACUGCAAACAAAUGCCGUAGAUGGGCUAGUAAACUUGACCAUGCUCGAUCUCUGUUAUAACCAACUUGAUGAUUCCAUGUUACAAGACAAAAAUCUUGCCAAAAUGGAAAAAUUAAUGCAGCUCAACCUAUGUAAUAACAGAUUAGAAUUAAUGCCUCCUGGUUUGCCUUCUUCACUUAUGUAUCUAUCUUUAGAAAACAAUUCAAUUUCUUCUAUACCAGAAAAUUACUUCAGUGAACUUCCAAAACUUCAUGCUCUAAGAAUGUCACACAACAAACUACAAGACAUUCCAUAUAAUAUUUUUAAUCUUUCCAAACUUAUAGAGCUCAACGUUGGACACAACAAACUGAAGCAAGCAUUCUAUAUUCCAAGAAAUUUAGAACACCUAUACCUAGAAAAUAAUGAAAUUGAAAAUAUCAAUGUUACAGUGAUGUGUCCAUCUGUUGACCCACUAUAUUACCACCAUUUAACAUAUAUUCGUAUAGACCAAAAUAAGCUAAAAGAGCCAAUAAGUUCAUAUAUUUUCCUCUGCUUCCCUCAUAUACAUACUAUUUACUAUGGUGAACAAAGAAGCACUAAUGGUCAAACAAUACAACUGAAGACCCAAGUGUUAGGAAGAUUUCAUGAUGAUGCUAACAGUGAAGAUGAUGAUGAUGGUCGUGAAGGUCCAGAACAAGAAGAAACAGAAGAAAAUGUGGACCCUCACUACUAUGAAAGUCAAGAAUGGCAAGAAACUAUAUAGGCUAACAUUUCAUAGAAUUCUUCAGAUAAGGAAUAAAAACAAAUCUGGGACUGUCUAUACAGCGAAGCCAAAGAACAAACAAUAAUUUGGACAAUACGCAGAGACUAUACAAGUAAAACAAUAUUUUGAAACAGUUUUCAAGUGGUGAGUCUUUAUUUUUCUGGAGAUGACAGUUUAAAAUGAAGCCUCUAAUGUUCUUUAUAUCUUUGAGUAGGUUAUUAGCAUUUGGCAGAAACAGAACACCCACCUGACCCCAAGGACAAGCUCAACAAUCCAGAAUGAAAACA